This is a messenger RNA of Epinephelus moara (kelp grouper), 308 nucleotides long. RefSeq names its product histone H2B 1/2-like. NCBI's taxonomy places the organism in Eukaryota, Metazoa, Chordata, Actinopteri, Perciformes, Serranidae. Gene Ontology annotation, cellular component: nucleosome. Bases 9 to 308 code for a protein of 99 amino acids. The record is from RefSeq and is a predicted model, not a curated record. Gene Ontology annotation, molecular function: DNA binding; structural constituent of chromatin; protein heterodimerization activity. The transcript is spliced from 2 exons.
UCGUUAUCAUGCCUGAAACCACCGUGAAAGCGCCCAAGAAGGGCUCAAAGAAAGCCGUGUCUAAAAGCGUCAGCAAGACCGGCAAGAAGAAGAGAAGGACCAGGAGGGAGAGCUACGCCAUCUACGUGUACAAGGUGCUGAAGCAGGUCCACCCCGACACCGGCAUCUCGUCCAAGGCCAUGGGCAUCAUGAACUCGUUUGUGAGCGACAUCUUUGAGCGCAUCGCCGGUGAGGCCUCCCGUCUGGCUCACUACAACAAGCAGCUGGCUCAUGAAGCCCUUUGCGGACACUGGCAGAUUGACCUCUGA